AUGGCUAAAGAAGUUAUCCACAUUCAUAUUGGUCAAGCAGGUGUCCAAGUAGCUAACGCUUGUUGGGAACUAUAUUGUCUAGAACAUGCCGUGAGACCUGACGGUAUCCUUGCCUUUAACAAUGAUGACAGUAGCAGUGGUACAUUUUUUGGAUCGACAGGUGCUGGAAAAGUGGUGCCAAGAGUCGUCAUGAUAGACUUAGAGCCUACUCCAAUAGAUGAAAUACGAACAGGAACAUAUCGUCAGCUAUUUCAUCCCACAUCUUUGCUAACGGGUAAAGAAGAUGCCGCAAGUAAUUUUGCUCGCGGCUAUUUCGGUGUUGGGAGAGAAAUGAUCGAUUUAGCUCUCAACCGAAUCCGAAUCGCGGCUGAAGAUUGUAACCACCUUCAAGGCUUUAUUAUAGUUCGAUCAUUUGGUGGCGGUACAGGAUCAGGCUUCACCGCUCUUCUACUUGAAGGUCUAUCUAGGGAUUAUGGAAAGUUAUCGAAAAUUGAAUACGCCAUUUAUCCAUCACCAAAAAUAUCACCUAUCAUAGUAGAACCUUAUAAUGCUGUACUUACAACUCACGCCUGUAUGAAUACUGAAGACAUUUGCUUUAUAUUUGAUAAUGAAGCUCUUUAUGAAAUUCUGGCGAGAUCGCUGGAUGUACCGAGGCCUACGUAUACAAACUUGAAUAGACUUAUAGCUCAGGUGGUAUCAUGCAUGACAGCUUCAUUAAGAUUUGAAGGGUCAUUGAAUGUGGAACUAGUGGAAUUUAGAACAAAUUUGAUUCCAUAUCCGAGAAUUCACUUCCCUUUAGUGACAUUUGCUCCAUUUGUACCUCCAACGAGGGCAUUACAUGAUACAAUGACAACUCAACAACUAUUGAUGUCGUGCUUUGAACCUUCAAACCAAAUGGUAAAGUGCGAUCCUAGAUCUGGAAGCUACAUGUCGUGCUGUUUGUUGUUCAGAGGUGAUGUCAACCCGAACGACAUUAACUCUGCUAUAAACCAAAUAAAAGGCAUGAGAAGCAUUCGAUUUGUAUCAUGGUCUCCGACAGGAUUUAAGAUUGGUGUAAAUUAUCAGCCUCCAGUUACAGUUCCCGGUGGCGACUUAGCAGCUCUUCAAAGAGCUGUAGUAAUGGUCUCCAAUAACUCGGCAGUUCGAAUGGCUUGGGCACGGCUGUGUAAGAAGUUUUCUUUGAUGUUCGCAAAACGAGCAUUUGUUCAUCAUUAUGUCGGUGAAGGAUUAGAAGAGGGUGAAUUUAAGAAUGCACAGAGUAAUGUCAAAGCUCUAAUCAAUGAUUAUAAAGAAAUGGAAGAUUAA
This is a messenger RNA of Diatraea saccharalis (sugarcane borer), 1305 nucleotides long. Lineage: Eukaryota; Metazoa; Arthropoda; Insecta; Lepidoptera; Crambidae. The record is from the annotation of a GenBank genome assembly.